AUGUCUUCAAAAGCAAAGAAAGGAAAGAAAAAACCCAAAUCCAUUAACGAUGUAACCAAAAGCAAAGACACACUAACUAAUAAAAAAAUACACGCCUAUUUCACCAAUGAAGAAAUCACGGAACUCAAAUCCAUCAUGAAAAUGAAGGACGUGGUAGGAGUCCCUUUCGUUAUUGCCGCCACACUCCUCUAUAAACUCGACCUAAUGAAAAAACUCCUCAAAGACGGAUACAACGUCAACCAAACCGGUCAGAACAACAUGACGGCCCUCUUGUGGGCCAUCAAGUAUAAAUAUUUAGACAUCGUAGACUAUCUCUUAAACAACGGAGCUGACCCAACUAUCAAAACCGAUAGUGGCGAUAACGUCCUAAUUCUAGCUCUAGAACACAAACUUUGGGACGAACAAUCCAUGAUCAACCUUUGGAAGUCCGUCAAAAAGAUCAGUUUCAUCGAUGUUAACUUUACCAAUAAGAACGGUCACAAUAUGCUCCAUAUGUGUGUACGAAGGGACUGGGAACAGCUCUUAAAACUCCUAUUGACUGAAAAGCCUGACAUAGAUGCGGGAAACUCGAACGGGGUUACACCACUAAUGUUGGCUUGUUUUCGAAACAAUAUCACUAUUAUCACAAUCCUAAUCAAUGCGGGUGCUGAUAUACUAAAAGAGGACAAUCACGGGAGGAUGACCCUGUGUUACGCCAUUUCUUCUUGUAUGAAAGUGAACAAGCCGCCAUUUUUAGCCACCGAAAAAAUCAUAACUGAAUUGAAAAAGAAAUCAUCAUUGGAAAAUUAUUUGCACCGCCGAGUCGAAUUGAUAAUUGCAACAGCAAAGAGAUCGGAAAUCUCGUGCGCAACAGCAGAGAUGCUAAUCAAGAUUGUUCAGUUCGCAGUCCACUAUAUGGAAGAAGGAAUUUCAAUAUUUUUGGGAUGUGACAUAUUUGCACAAUUAUUAGAAAUUAUCACAUCAAGGUUGGAUAAUAGUGCCAUCGUCAAAUUUCUCCUCGAGGUGUGCGAGGAGAUUCUUUUUUACAACGAACAAUGUGUCGGGUACAAAGUCGAGUUGAGUAAUAAACUGGUUGAAGGUUUCUACGAAAGCGGUCUGGUAGACAUUGUCUUGGAAGUUCUGCGAAAACAAAAUGAAGAAGCCAAAAUUGCGUUCAAUGUUCUGAUUUUGGGGUUCACCAAUAAUGAACGGUGGGAAAAAAACAUGAAAAAGAAUACGGACGUCCUUUUGCCACUACUAAAUGACUAUCAAAAUAUAAAUGAAGAUGAAAAUCGUGCAAAAAUUUUGAAGAAUAAGAAACGAAAAUUGAAAAAAGUCUUCGAGAGUGUGGAUGUGGUGUCGCAACCUUCUGUUGAUACGACAGACAAAAAUUCAGAAGACAAGAAGAAGAGUGACAAUGGUGUCAACUUCUCGAAGAAGUCAAGAAGACGUUCCAAAGCAAUCAAGGCUAGACUUACAAAAAUGAAAAGUGCAGAACUAACGAAAAGACUAAACUUGAAUGGAAAGAAACUCAACCAAAGACCUUCAAAAGCGAAUUUGAACAACAAAAUCGGAUCCAAUGGAGAAAUAGAAUUUUUACUGAAACCGACAGACACGUUCGAAAGUCGCAAUCCGAUAGUUACCUCUCUUCGACACUUACUAGAAACUGAAAUAGAGACUUUUGAGAAAAAAAAAGUUGAACAAGAAAUUCACCCACAAUGGAAAAAAGAAAUCUUAUCAAUGUCUCGGAUCGAUAUUUCAAAGAACUUUCCUUUAGAUCAAGACAAACUAGCCAGUGCUGUUAACUAUCUAAAAGAGUCAACUUGUCAAAAAUAUAAUCUUAAUAUUAACCGUUCCAUGAAUAUCAUUAUAGAUUAUUUGAAACAACUCGUCCAAUUGAUAGUGAGAAAAUAUCGAGAGCAUUGGGAAAAUGAUAGAAUAUCCGGCAAUUGCACCUGUUUAGAUAUAAAUGAGCACGUCCCUUGGUUAUUCAAUCAACAUUUGAGAAACCUAGAAUCACGUGAAAAGCGAAUGAUUCAAGAGUUACAAAAAAACUUCGAUCAAUUGAUCAAGUCUGUGAAAGAGUUAGCCCACAAAGACGUGUCUCAAUGUCUCAAAGCCCUCAACGAGAUCGAAUCGACGAUCCUCAAUUACGAAAUCCGGGGAAUCAAAAUGCUGUCUUAUGUUAUCGGUAUGGAAACGUUUACUCUGAAAUACAAAACAACGAAUCCGAAAGUGGACAAUAAUUUCGUGCUAAAACACGUGCAAAACGUGGUCAAUAACCACGAAGAGGCACGAAGAGACAUCGAAUUCGAAGUAAUAGACGAAGUCGAUGACGUUUCAUUCGUCGAAUCGUACAAAUCAGAAACCCCGAUUGAACUUUUUUUCCGGGAACUGUCCCAAGUCGGAGAACCCGACCCAAAAAACAAACGUAAAGAAAUCGAAGCGAAAUUGAACACAAUCGCUAACGGGUUUCACUUAAUCAACUCAAUAAUGGCGCUUUGUGAUGACGACUUAAGUCAGCAAAAACUUUACAAAAUAGCUGAUCUGAUGUAUCCACUUCGCGGCACUUACCCGAAGCCCCAGUCCUACUCUGAGAUUUCCGAAUAUAUGCCAAAACGGCUUAAAUCACAAAUUUCCAGCUUGCAGAACUGCGAUUCUUUUCAGAAGCUGCUAGGAGGGGAAAUCCGUAUCGCCACUAAGGAGCAAAGAGUAAACUAUAUUAUUUCAGCUGGGGUUAACUUUACAGCCGUCGAGCUGGGGUUGGAUAUAAACAACCAACCCUUGGCUGUAAAAAGGAUCCCACGGGAGAGUUGGGUGGGGAAAAUGGUCAAAACUUUGGCCGAAUCUUUGCUAGGUUUGAUUGAUAAUCAUGUUUUGCACUAUUUCGCGUGUGAAUACGAAGGGAAUGAGUUGAUUCUGGCCACACCAUUGUGCAAAUGGACGAUGGGCCAAUACAUCCAACUUUUAAGACACAGCAUCGUGUGCACGGUGCCCAAUUUGACUGGUCUUCAGCUUGUUAAGCAGUUUUUGACCGGUUUGAUGGUCUUACACAAGUGCGAAAUACCCAUAAUACAUGGUAAUCUCAAACCGUCAAAUAUUUUUAUUGAUUUUAACGGUUUGGUGAAAAUUGCCGAGUUUGGAAUACACAAAGCUUUAUACAAGAUUAUAGAAGCGCCCAAAAGUUCAUUAAUUUGGUUCGCAAAAGAAACUUUAGAGAUUUACAAGAAUAGUUCAAUCGUUGAUUGUACGCUAAAAUCGGACAUACAAGUGGCCGGAAUGCUCAUUUAUUAUAUGUUAUCAUACGGGAAGCACCCUUUUGGUUGUGACACUGACGAGAUUUUGAAAAACAUACAAGGGGGAAUACUUCAGCUUAACAUGAAAAACCUUGAUAUGAAAGACCUCCUAUUGUGGAUGAUGUCAAAUGAUAUUAACGAACGACCCAAUAUUGAGCAGGUUUUAGCACACCCAUUUUUUUGGUCACCGGUCCAGAAAUGGAGUUUUAUUCUUUGUUGCUCCGGGAUUAACAACACUGGUUACAUUCUGCCGCUCAACAUUGAUAAACUUCACAGAAGCAUCGAUGGUUACGCCAAUUUUUAUAUCAAAUUAGAAUGGCAUGAUAUAAUAGCAACCAAAUUCCCCAAUGUGGUAAUCACUGAAUAUAACAAUGUUGUCGGACUGUUAAAUUUCAUCAAAAACUGUCACGACAACCAGGAAGAACGUGAACUGACAGAUUCAGAGUUGAGUUGCGCGAUUUUAUCUUUGUUUCCGACGCUUCCCGUGGCUCUUUACAGGGCGUUGCAGAACACAAACUGGUUCAGACAUCCAGUUUUUAUUCCUUUUUGUCAAUUAUUUUGAUUGAUUUUAUUUAUACUUUCCAUUGUGAUAUUUUUUUUAAAUAAAACACGCGUUUGUAUUAA
This is a messenger RNA of Tribolium madens (black flour beetle), 3899 nucleotides long. RefSeq lists its product as uncharacterized. The coding region runs from base 1 to 3837 and encodes 1278 amino acids. Gene Ontology annotation, biological process: intrinsic apoptotic signaling pathway in response to endoplasmic reticulum stress; protein phosphorylation; IRE1-mediated unfolded protein response. The transcript is spliced from 8 exons. The record is from RefSeq and is a predicted model, not a curated record. Lineage: Eukaryota; Metazoa; Arthropoda; Insecta; Coleoptera; Tenebrionidae. Gene Ontology annotation, cellular component: IRE1-TRAF2-ASK1 complex. Gene Ontology annotation, molecular function: RNA endonuclease activity; ATP binding; protein serine/threonine kinase activity.